AUGGCGGAGAGCUCGGGAGCAAACGAUGGGGGCCGCCCAUCGCGUCAACCGAUCCCCGCGUCGGGAUUCUCCCCUUUUACAUCGUACAUUUUGGAGACGCCGCUGCCGGAGAAGUGGAAAAUCCCAACGUUCGACAAGUACGAUGGCACGACUAAUCCAGACAAUCACAUGCGGGUCUUCGUGCAUCAGAUGAUGUUCCACGCAGUUAGUGACCCCAUCUGGUGUCGUGUUUUCUCGACUUCUUUGACAGGGGAGGCGUUGAAAUGGUUUUCCGAGCUGUCGGCCGGUAGUAUUGACUCUUUUGCCACUCUGAAGGCAAGGUUUAUCACACAAUUCGCGCCCCUGAAGCCGGCCAUUCUGACGGUCGAUAACCUAGUGAACAUCCGGCAGGAAGAUGGGGAAUCGCUGAGGAGUUAUCUCGAUCGGUACAAUCGGAUGUCAGUCAAGAUAAAGGAUCUCAGCGACGAAAUCGCUCGGCAUCACUUCUCAUAUGGGCUCCAACCGAGAGUUUUCGCGGACAAGAUAAGCCGCAAGAAAUCGAAGACGAUGGAGGAGAUGAGGGAACGAGCGGCCAAGUUCAUACAGAUGGAAGAUAUGCAAGAGUUCCGGGUGAAGAAGAGGGAGAAGGAGGAUGCCGCAACCCCGAAGCCGGCCGCACCUCGGCCAAACAGACCUUUGGCACGGCCCAGCGAGAAGAAACCACCGAAGUUCACGACGUACACCCCCUUGGCCGUUCCUAGGACUAGGAUCCUACAAGAAGCUUUCAGCGCCGAGUCACUUCCCGCGGCCAGAAAGAAGCCCCCACCACUCGAUGUCGACGGUAGUAAGCACUGCCAAUCGUCCUCCGCAAAACCCGGUGAGGAACAGAAGCCCAGUAAGAAGAGCCCCCCGGCCCGGUGGGAGAAGCGGAGAGAGCCCGAACCUGAGAGGCGAAGGAGAGGACCGUCUCGGGCGCAUCAUAGCCCAAGGAGGAGCCGCAGUCGGAGCCACGAUAAACCCCUCAGGGGUUAUAUCAAUACCAUCUCCGGAGGUUUCGCCGGAGGAGGAUCGAGCUCAGCAGCUCGAAAGAGGCACGUUCGGGCGCUAAAGUCGGUUCAUCUGGUGGAAAAGAAGAUCCGGUCGAUGCCCCCCAUCACGUUUACGGACGACGACUUCAAGGCGCCCGACCCUGAUCAUGAUGAUCCGAUGGUCAUCUCUAUAGAGGUAGCCAAGUACGGGAUUGGGAAGGUGCUGGUUGACCAAGGAAGUUCCGUCAACAUCUUAUACUGGAAGACUUUCCGGAAGAUGAACCUGUCUGAGGAUCUAAUCGUCCCAUAUAACGAGCAGAUCGUCGGUUUCUCUGGCGAGCGAGUUGACACAAGGGGCUACCUGGACCUUCGUACCAAGAUCGGCUCGCGGAAGGACGGCCGAGAGGUAAGGGUUAGAUUCCUUUUAGUUGAAGCUAACACCUCCUACAAUGUAUUGUUAGGGAGACCUUGUCUGAACGCGUUCGGAGCGAUCGUAUCCACUCUGCACCUAGCCAUGAAGUUCCCGUCGGACAAGGGGACAAUAUGCACGGUGCACGCAGAUCAACAAAUCGCCAGGCAGUGCUAUGCCGCAGGAUUGAGGAUCACUCCUUAUAGUCGUCCGCGGAAGCAGCACCGCUCAGAGCCAGAAGGAGAAAUCAAGGAGAUCCCGCUCGGGAGCCAACCCGGACAAGUCACCAAGAUUGGGGGAGCCCUAAACGCGGAGGAAGAAGAGCUCCUAAGGGCGGUGAUCUUGGAGAACAAAGAUCUGUUCGCAUGGUCGAGCGCUGACAUGCCGGGCGUCCACCCUGAUGUAAUGUCCCAUAAGCUGGCCAUCUUCCGGGAAGCCCGCCCGGUUGCUCAAAAGAAGAGAAAAAUGGGAGAGGAGCGUAGGAGAGCGGUCGAGGAGGAGGUCAGGAAGCUAGAGGGAGCUGGUUUCAUCAAAGAGAUCAAGUAUACUACGUGA
Molecule: messenger RNA, 1971 nt
Organism: Vigna unguiculata (cowpea)
Lineage: Eukaryota; Viridiplantae; Streptophyta; Magnoliopsida; Fabales; Fabaceae
Source: RefSeq, a predicted model, not a curated record